This is a messenger RNA of Anguilla rostrata (American eel), 1894 nucleotides long. RefSeq names its product regulator of G-protein signaling 9-binding protein. The transcript has 3 exons. Gene Ontology annotation, biological process: G protein-coupled receptor signaling pathway. The coding region runs from base 508 to 1254 and encodes 248 amino acids. NCBI's taxonomy places the organism in Eukaryota, Metazoa, Chordata, Actinopteri, Anguilliformes, Anguillidae. The record is from RefSeq and is a predicted model, not a curated record. Gene Ontology annotation, cellular component: neuron projection.
CGUUUAGCCGGAGAGAAGCUGGAGGGGACCUGCACAGCUGGCUCCCGUCCGUCCAGCACCCCGUCGCCCCGCCCUCUUCCCCUCUUCCAGGCUUCAGCCGUGACACUCGUUACGAAGCCUCACAGCCUGUCAGCUGGCUUCUCAGAGCAACACAAAUACACAGAAUUUUACUUAAAAUAAAUACAUAAAAAAGCAAACGAAGAGAAAUGGGUACUCCCUCAUUCUACUUCCAGGCAUUCCGUCUUGGGCUUUCUUUGAGAGUGAGCGUCCCACAGCAUCAGCUGUGGGGCUGGGAGUAAUUGAAACAUCGGCAGUCCCAAAAGACCAGAACUCACUGGAAGCAGGGGAUGUGGAAAAAAGGAGGGUUGGGCCUCACAGCCGAUCAGAGCACAUCAUAAUGAGGACAGGAAAGAUAAUUCAGUCUGGGAGCUCGGAGCACAACACUGCAGACGGGAUCCCGAAAGCAGAGAAAGACCCAGUGCUGCGUUGUGCCCAUGCAGGGUUAAGAUGAACCGGUGGCGGAAAUCGGUGGGGGAGAUCCAGGCCAGGCGGCGGCCGGUGGUGGAGUGCGAGCGCGGACAGGACGCCCUCAGCAAGGUCACUGCCUGCUACCAGCAGCUGGCCACCUUCCUGGGGAGCAGCUCCGACUGCAGUCGUCUGAGGGAGGAGCUGGAGGAGACCCGGGCGGUGGCGUACACCAUCUCCAAAGGGCUGCAGAGGAAGCUGAUGGCACUGCUGACGGAGGGCGAGCUGGCACAGGGCGAGCGGGAGGAGGUGGAGCGGCUCUGGGUGCUGUUCAUCUCCGGGCUGGAGAUGUUCCAGCAGGACCUGGGCAAGGCCGUCGCCCUCCAGGACCUGUUCCCGCUGUCCCAGCGCCACGACCGCCGGGCCCUGCUGAACGCGGGGACCACGGGCGGGGGCUCGGGCGUGGCAGCCAGGGCCGCCUCGGUGCAGCCCCCCUGGAUCCGGGCGGGCGAGGACCCCAGCCCGGACCCGCGGGCGCACGUCCUGCAGCUGGAGAGCAUGGCGCAGGAGAUGCUGCAGAAGGUCAACGUGCCCUUCUGGACCGUGGAGUCCACACAGGAGGCCUGGGCCGAGGAGGGGGAGGCCGAGCCGGACGGGGAGGAGGAGGAGGAGGCGGCUGUGGGGGAGGGGCUGGAGGUGGAGGUGGUUUCCACGGAGCAGGACAAGGGGCGCGGUUGCUGCCGGAGCAAUCGCUGCCGGCUGGGCUGGGUGCUGUGUCUGCUGAACUGAGCACGGGGCACCUACUGCCAGGGACCGCUAACUUAAUUCACCCAUUUCGCUGGCCAGCAAGGGCUUAGCACAGAGGUGCCCAGCCCUGUUCCUGGAGAUCUUAUCAUCCCAUAGGUUUUCAUUCCAACCCUAAUUUGGCACAUAAGACUGACACCUACUAAUUAGCAGGUUAACAAGAUCGCUGGCUGUAGAAUGAGAUCAUUGUUAGGGUUGGAGUGACAACCAACAGGACGGUAGAUCUCCAGCAACAGGGUUGAGAACCACUGGCUUAACAUGUUAGCCAACUUAACGGUCCUCUCCAAUGAUUUGGCAAUUUCAUUCUAUAGCACAAGGUCUACCAAACAUAUUGAUAAGGUUUAAAAGAAAAAAAAAUAUCUUGAAUAAACAUGCAGUGAGUUCCUCUUCCUUUGAGCUGAAUAGGCGAUUUUGGGUGGGUGUUGCAUGUUUUUUUUUUGUUUACAUGUUCUGCCUUGAUUUAUCUGACUGGGAAUGACAGGUGCACCUCUCCCAUUCCCUGCUCACACCACUCCUGUCAACUCCCACACUACCACCGCUUGAAUUUGUGUAUCAGUUACAAGAACCUGUAUUGAAAAAUAGGCCAGGUUCUACUUCUUUCCAACAAACUCAGAUUUCAAACUCA